AUGUAUAUCAAACCAGUUAGGCGAGUCUUUACUCAGGACGACUUGUCCAAAUGGAUCGAAUCAAACACAUACAAUGAAGUGCUUGACUUCAUAACGCAACUUCAAGAUUCCGUCACUGACAAGCCAAAUGACGCGAAAGUGGCAACUUCGCCCGUGAUUGCAAAGCUUAUACAUCUCAUUGACAAAAUCUAUCAAAUUAUACAACGCCACCCUGUCAAACUAGAAAAGGAUAUACUGAGAUUCGGUAAAGUUGAGUUUCGCGAUUUUUACGACGAAGUUGAUGCCCAAUCAGCUGAAUUGAUCAAACCAAUAUGUGAGACUGCCAUUGUUGAAACAUCAACCUACCUCACUAAUUCAUUUGGAGAUAGGACUAGAAUCGAUUACGGAUCGGGACACGAGUUGAACUUUAUUUGCUUCUUGCUAUGUCUAUAUAAACUUGACGUUAUCAGACGAGAUGACUUCCCGGCAUUGAUCCUCCAGGUGUUCACCAAGUACAUGUCGACAAUGAGGUGUUUGCAACGGACGUAUUGGCUCGAGCCUGCUGGGUCGCAUGGGGUUUGGGGUUUGGACGAUUACCACUUUUUGCCGUUUUUGUUUGGCGGUGCACAAUUGUGCAAUCAUCCGCAUAUGAAGCCGAAAUCGAUCCAUAAUGACGAGUUGGUGGAAAUGUACAAGGACAAGUAUAUCUACAUGGAAUGUAUCGAUUUCAUCAACAAUAUCAAGACGUCAACUAAUAAACAGCAGGAUAAGUUGAGUUUGAGGUGGCAUUCACCGAUGUUGGAUGAUAUUUCAUCGGCUAAGCUGUGGAGCAAGAUCAAGGAGGGGAUGGUUAAGAUGUAUAAAGUGGAAGUGUUGGGGAAAUUGCCAAUCAUUCAACAUUUCAUGUUUGGUGAGUUGUUAAAGUGUCCCGAGGGGAUUCCUGAGCACCAUCAUCAUGAUGACGACGACAACGAUGUGGAUAAUUGUGGUCAUGUGCAUGAUGUGACUAAUACGUGGGGAGAUUGUUGCGGGAUCAAGAUCCCCAGUGCUAUUGCUGCUAGUGAGAGUAUAAAACGAGGCGCUGGUGUUCCGUUUGAUUAG
Molecule: messenger RNA, 1080 nt
Organism: Lodderomyces theae
Lineage: Eukaryota; Fungi; Ascomycota; Pichiomycetes; Serinales; Debaryomycetaceae
Product: peptidylprolyl isomerase
Exons: 1
Coding region: 1-1080 (359 amino acids)
Biological process (GO): mitotic spindle organization
Cellular component (GO): protein phosphatase type 2A complex; nucleus; cytoplasm
Molecular function (GO): protein tyrosine phosphatase activator activity; peptidyl-prolyl cis-trans isomerase activity
Source: RefSeq, a predicted model, not a curated record